AAAGACUGCCUCGCGAUCAAUCCAGCAGAACGGCACACCGCAACAGGCAGACUUGACCCGAUUUCUGCUUCUUCUUCUAGGAAGCCUUGGUUCUGAAUUCGUUUGACGGUCGUUGCAAGAACCUGCCUUUUGUAGUCUAGGGGAUGAGCUUGCCCAACGACAACGACGACGAUGACCGAAGGCCGCCCUGGAGGGGGUCUUUCGGCCCCGGAGACGGGCACACCAGCAGUGGUAUCUACCCGAUCAAGAAGCUAACGGUAGUUGCGGACGGCGAGGAAAUGGACAACGAGAACGASRACGACAACGACGACGCUUCCGAGCGGACGGCCGCGGAAACGAGCAUCGGAAGCAUGUCCUUUUCCAGCGACAUUACCUCCGUGGUCCACGGAGUAGGAGGAUCCGGACCSUUGGUUCCUCAGGCAGCGGCCACGCCGAUCUCGGCCCUCACCCUGGACACACGGAGAACCGCCGGCGAGAACGAUUCCAGCAGCAGCGUUCAGAGCAGCGGGAGCAGCGUGAGUGUUUCGCGGCUCUCCAACGACGAGGUGGCCCUGCGGGAGCGACGGAGGCGCAACCUGAGGCAGCUGCAGCAGCUGGGGAUCGCCACGGGCGUCUCCUUUUCCAUUUUUCUGUACCUGCUUAUCCCCACGGCGCUGCUCAUGUCGAUGAUUCUCUUUGGGGGCGUCUCGGUCGCCUUUGUGACCCGGCUGGCGAUUUACAUGCAGUGGGAAUUCCAGCGCUCCGUUCUCGAGGGACGCGGGAUCGGAGAGUAUUUGCCCGCGGGCGUGUACGAGGCGCUGACCUCCACGAGCCUYCAUGAUUUCCUCAGCGACCCGGAGGGGAUCUUUGGAGUUAGCGAGCACAUGCCCUACAUCRUGCUCUACCUCAUUCCGGGGCUGACCCUCGAGCAGCGCAACGAAUACGUGAACCGGCUCUCGCCGAUCCACCAGCGGCUCCUCCGGAACCAGCAGGGCCUSCUGGGCUAUCUCCACAACCGGAACCGACACCGCCCCGGAAACGAGGCGGGAGACAGCAGUUUCCUGAUGCGCCUCGUCAUGGGAGACGAGCGUUUGCGGCAACAGCAGAUGCAGAAUCUUCGUCUCCCGGGGAGCAACAACAACAACAACAACGGCAACGGCAACCAUCGAUUGGAGUUGCCACCAACGAUUCCGGAGGGAGCAAGCUGGGGAGAUGCGAGCGAACUGGCGGCCGACGAUGAUCCGGCGAGUGCGAUGCCGAACGACAACUCGGAGACGCACGCAAACGAAACCAUCGACACUAACACRGACCUGGUGCCGUUUGAUGCACCCGCACCCGUUCCGUCUGCUCUGCAAUCCCUGACGGCGGAAAUACCGGCGAUCGUCUCUCCGAUUGUUGGCCGGGCCGUCGUGUUGGACGAGCCUCCACCGGAAGCGACGGGCGCAAGAAGACGAAUACCACCACCACCACCGCCAACCGUGGAAACGACAGGUUCGAGAGAACCAAGGGCAUCCACCGCACCGGUCCCGAGYGUGGGCGGCGAAAACUCCGAGCAGAACGCUCCGAUCCCCGAGGACGUUGUUUUGUUCGAUGCCAUCGGUGCCGCCAUUAGCAACAUUGUCGGAGAAGCCGCCCAAACGGUGCGGACGAGGGCCCGGGAGUCCCUCGCAAGCUCCCUCGGGGGCCCGGUCUUUCGUGCCAGCGUCGGAGCCACGGCGCUCGGCCUGGGCAUCGGAGCCUUUGGUCUCUGGAGCGGAACCUACGACGCCGAGUCUCUGGCAAGGCCGGUGGCGCGGCUCCUCCGCGGCCUGGUCCGGGGAAGCCCUGUUUCGCCACGGAGCAGGGGCACGGGCACGGGCUUGUCGCUGCCGGCCGGCUCGGUGCUGGUGGGAGCGACGCUCGCGAGCGGGACCACGGCCGUGGUUCUGGGAGCCUUUGGGAUCUACCGCCGCGGGAACCGCGAGGGCAAACCGCCGUCCGAGCGAAGGAACUGAACCGAACGAAACCGACGCCUCGGUGGCCACGGCGCGGGAUGCCGGCGUUCCGGCAUCGCAAGCGUGGRAGUGACCAAGAAAGCGUCGGGACCAUUCGAGGCAUGCGCCUGCGCACGAUGAUAACGAAUAACUAGUACAGUACAGUACAGGAAUUGCUUUGCGCGAUUGUGGUUCUUGACUAUAGAAGUACAGUACGUACCAGCUGCGAGUAUGUCUUGUGAGUGUUUUCCAUCGUUUUUCCGGAUCGGCGAGAAGCCAAGGACGAGGAGACGAGACGUGACGUGACUGGACGAUCCGAGGCAUCCCGAGUACAUUUUGCAUCGAUCCCUAGUGCCAUUGCUUUCCAAAUCCGUCUAGUGUUGUCUACGGCAAUACUUGUACGAAGCAAUACAAAUUUAUCCAUGAG
Pseudo-nitzschia multistriata is the source of this 2379-nucleotide messenger RNA. NCBI's taxonomy places the organism in Eukaryota, Bacillariophyta, Bacillariophyceae, Bacillariales, Bacillariaceae. The record is from the annotation of a GenBank genome assembly.